Molecule: messenger RNA, 3015 nt
Organism: Sitodiplosis mosellana (orange wheat blossom midge)
Lineage: Eukaryota; Metazoa; Arthropoda; Insecta; Diptera; Cecidomyiidae
Product: nicotinamide/nicotinic acid mononucleotide adenylyltransferase 3-like
Exons: 5
Coding region: 213-1589 (458 amino acids)
Biological process (GO): NAD+ biosynthetic process
Molecular function (GO): nicotinate-nucleotide adenylyltransferase activity; nicotinamide-nucleotide adenylyltransferase activity
Source: RefSeq, a predicted model, not a curated record
GAACGCAUAAAAUAAAUGAAAUGCCUCAACACCAAAUCAGUGGAUUGUUGACAUUUCUCGACUCACAGUGUGUCGAAAGAGGCGAAGUGCGCAGCCAGUGUGUUUGCCAAAAAGGUGCAUCAUGUUUUUAAAUUUAACUGUACACAAAUCUUUGAGUCAUAACAAAAAAUAAAUUUCUGAAGGCUGGUGCUAAACAAUUUCAAGCAGCAAACAUGGUGUCGUCAAAGAAAAUUAUAUUUUUGGCAUGUGGUUCAUUCAACCCUCCUACACCGAUGCACUUACGAAUGUUCGAAAUCGCACGUGAUCAUUUUCGUGAACGAGCCGAGUAUGAGGUCAUUGGCGGCAUUAUAUCACCGGUACAUGAUUCAUAUGGAAAGCCCGAAUUGGCACUCGGAAAAGAUCGAUGUGCAAUGGUUAAAAUAUCACUUCAAACAUCCGACUGGAUACGAUUGUCCGACUGGGAAUGCAACGAACAAAGCGACUGGACGCGCACACGUAUCUCAUUGCAAUAUCAUCAGAAUUACAUCAAUUCAGUGCUGAACGAUAGUACAACGAACGGAGUCAGUGGAACCAUACCGAGCUGGCUACCACCAAAUAUUUACAAGUACAAAGGAGACAGAGUGCAAGUAAAACUUCUAUGUGGUGCCGAUUUGCUGGAAUCAUUCGCAACACCAAAACUUUGGAAAGAUGAUGAUAUUGAAGCUAUGCUCGGUGAACAUGGUAUUGUGGUGAUCACUCGAAGUGAAACCUGCCCUGAAAAGUUUAUCUUCCAAUCGGAUUUGUUGACCAAAUACAAGCAUCGUAUAGAUAUCAUAACGAAUUGGGUGCCAAAUGAAGUGAGCUCAACGCUGGCACGUCGGUAUUUGCGUCGUGGCCUCUCUGUCAAGUAUAUGCUAGACGAUAAUGUGGUCGAAUAUAUUCGACAUAAAAAGUUGUUCGGUGUUGAUUCGGCUAAGUAUAUCAUAACUCCAGGCGAGAGUGAAACAACGGCGGUUCAAUCAUUAUCACCAAAUUAUAUAAAUGACAACUAUAUUAAGAAAACGGACCAAGCCAAUUACAAUUACGAAACGAUGGACGAAACGGAUCAUACGCCAAAAAAGUCUUCUUUAAAAUCGACAGCUACAAGCGAUGAUGCGACAGCAACAACGGCGACCGAUGAUGAUCGAUCGCGACGAUUGUCGGCCAAUCAACCGAAAUGCCGGCUCAGUCGUCCCGGUCAGGCCAUCCAAAUUCGCACUGACAUGAACGGAACACGUACAAUUGAUCACGAGGAUGAGGUGGGUGUCUGUAAAAUAAGCACAAUCACUCUAUCACCCGAUAAUAAAUCGCUGGAAAAGAAAAUCGAAUAUAUAUCCGAUAAUCAGCUAGAUAAGCUUACCAACGGUGUCAGUGACAACGAUCAUCACGGCAGUGUCGAAAGCGGCGGUGGUGGCGGCAGUGGUGAUCGUGUUACUGGCAGCAAAUCCAUUGAUACACUUAGCGCCGAGUGUUUGCCAAGCACUACAAAACGUAGCCAAAACGAUCUCAUUCAGUUUGUUUUCACGUCGCAUGGAAUUCGCGUGAUCAGUGACAAAGAAUACGUUGUUUAAUUCUUCCCCUCAAAAUAUACCAAUCAAAAUGUACCAAUCACCUCAAUCCAAAAUGCCAACGAAAAAAAAAAACAUGCAGCAACAUUUGUAUCAUUCGCUCAAGUUAUGAGUGACUAUUAAAUUUGUAACCAUAUUUAGAAAUCUAUAAAUAUUCAUGUUGAAUUAGUUUCACUAGGAAAAAUAUAACAAACACAAACAAGAGAACAUUUUUACAUUUACUCGGAAACACGAAACCAAAUUUACCACGCAUACUCAAAAUCUUCUUGCUCAAAUGCAUAAGCAUCGCUCUAUGCAAGUCAAACAUCAUACAAUACACAGAACAAGUAGAAAGAAACAAACAAAUGACAAUGCCAACAAAGUUGAUCAGAUAAUUUAGAUGUCGUUAUUUUCAUUUUUGAGUUCAUACAUUAUGGACUUGAAAUCGGUAAAAAUGGUUAUGCAUUUGGACUUUGCAUAUUUUACAAUUUAUAUACUCGACAGACGCAGAACAAACAAAUUCGAAUCGUUUGUUUUUAGGAUUUCGAGCGCAAUGAGAAAACAAAAAAAAACAAACAUAGACAAAACCCAGAAUUUAUGUAGUAAAAACUAUUAAUCGCCAAAUAGACACAAUUGAAUUCGCUGUUUGGUUUGCUCAGUUGUCUCGUUCUUUUUUUUUAUUUAGGUUUGAUAGACGAUUUUAGAAAUGUUAGUCGUGUUGAACAUAUAUAUAAUUUGCAUGUAUUUCACAAGUACAUUUCGUUGGUAGACUUUGAUACCCUUUCCAUUUGAUUUUCUUUUUCACUUUCUCCCAUUUCGAUUUUUUUCAUUUCAAUUUUAAUUCAUUUCUACAUUAAUGGAAUGUUGUUUGCAUUUUUUUUUUCUUCAAUUUUUUUUUGUUUAUUUUCAGGUUGAUUCAAAAAGACGUAAAAAGUCUUCUGCAUGCGAUACAUGAUUGAGCCAAUGGACAAUUUGUUUAAUUCCAUCUUCUCCAAUGAAGAAAAACAAACGUGACCAUUUCUCAAAUUCAUCUGUAGAUCCAAGCGAUCUGAUGAAUAUGUGAUGUUAUUGCUAUUGAACAUUUGGCGCAUUAGAGAGUCGUGUUUUUUUUUUCUUUCAAUUUGAUUUUAUUAUCGAUGUUUUUUCGGCCCAUUUUUUUCUUCGUUACUAUUCUGUAAAUUGGUUUUUUGUUAUUCUCGUUAAUUGAUACCGCUAAAUUUAUGUACGACUUGCUAUUUGUAUUCCUAAACAAAGGUAAACCAAAACUCUAUUUAAAUAUAUAUCUAUAUAUCUUGACUCAGAACAAAUCAAUUAUAUAAGAAUUUAUUCCUUUAAUUCAUCGACUGAAUAAAAAAAAAUUAAACAUGUUAAUUAGAUGCAUCAUAAGUAAUGAUGCAAUUUUAAAAAUUCCAAACCAAAAUAAAGGAACAUUUUGAACGGACAAAUAAAA